AUGGAGGGUGUUAAACUUGUGUGGCAUGAUCCUAAUAUUUUCGGCCCAGAGAACUCUUGCUAUAUCGUAAAUAACUUAUCUCCAGCACAAUAUAAGCUUUUAGAAAUGUUCCCGAAACUGUCCGAUUCUUAUCAACAUCUACUGAAAAAUGAAUCCUUGUUACCUCUGGGACUAAUGGACAAGAACUUGUUCAACAGGUUAAUAAUUUUCCAUCAGUAA
This is a messenger RNA of Blepharisma stoltei, 219 nucleotides long. NCBI's taxonomy places the organism in Eukaryota, Ciliophora, Heterotrichea, Heterotrichida, Blepharismidae. The record is from the annotation of a GenBank genome assembly.